AUGGCCCUGAAUCUCGAAAAGCAGCUUCUGUUUUAUGGAGCUUAUCACAAUAACCCAGUAUGUCAAUGUUGCGAUACACAUCACAUGCGUGCCGAUACUCCUGUUCACGGGAAUCGCUCUGCGUCGAAUACACCGGCCUUCGUGAACCUGCCCAAUGCGCUCCAGAUCGAAAACCUUCCUCCUAAUCUCGGAACGAUCGCAGCCGUCGUAUACUCCACGUUCUACAUCCUCCUCGAACCUGUUGCUGGGGCACUGAUCGCUCCCCUUAUAAUUGCGGGUGCAGCCUGGGCGAACCAUCUACUGGCUACAUAUGGCACCAGCGUCAACUACUGGUUUGCUGGGAUCCAUGUAGUGUCCUGGCUGGCUCAGUUUGUGGGCCAUGGUGCCUUUGAGCGCAGGGCUCCGGCCUUGCUGGACAACCUGGUCCAAGCACUUCUUCUUGCACCUCUCUUCGUCUGGAUGGAAGUGCUCUUCUUUUUCGGCUACCGUCCCGAACUGAAAGCCAGAUACGAUGAGAAUGUGGAGAAGGAGAUUGCAGCUUUCAAGGCGCAGAAGGGCAAGACUGCCAAAUAA
Aspergillus niger is the source of this 573-nucleotide messenger RNA. RefSeq lists its product as uncharacterized. Gene Ontology annotation, cellular component: endoplasmic reticulum. Lineage: Eukaryota; Fungi; Ascomycota; Eurotiomycetes; Eurotiales; Aspergillaceae. The record is from RefSeq and is a predicted model, not a curated record. Gene Ontology annotation, biological process: sphingoid catabolic process. The coding region runs from base 1 to 573 and encodes 190 amino acids. The transcript has 4 exons.